AUGUGGGCUCGUCUUGGCUUCACCCGAAGGUUACUAGUCACUAGCACUGCGAAGAAGUGCGAGACCGUCACUAGUGGCCCCACCACUCCAUCUAUCAAGGUGAGCCGCCUCGAAACAUGGAGCUCUCCUAUACCAUUCUUUCGGCCACCGCUUCCUGGGUGUAGGGGUGGGGUCUCGAAGUGUACCAAUCCAAUCAACCGAUCUCGUGUCUUCGGAGACGAGUCAAGUUGA
Molecule: messenger RNA, 231 nt
Organism: Penicillium lagena
Lineage: Eukaryota; Fungi; Ascomycota; Eurotiomycetes; Eurotiales; Aspergillaceae
Exons: 1
Coding region: 1-231 (76 amino acids)
Source: RefSeq, a predicted model, not a curated record